UGUGCGGCUAGUUAGUGUUAAUGUAAUGAAUGGAGACUCGCUCCCAGCGUUUAUUUGGGGUCGGUAAACUGCAUACCCCGCAGUAGUCGUUAUAUUUAUGUGCUGUGGUGUUAAAUGCCGCUAAUCGGUUGCCAGAUGUGAUAAAACAGCGUCCUGCUAACACGACUGAGCUAGCAAUGCUAACGACUAGCUGUAACUAAUAUUCUGUCACUCACAAUAAGUACACGAAAUUAACCAAACAUGGUGGUUAACACUUUUAAAGAAAGGGGUCAAAUGUCCAAGUUUGACCGUGAAGCCACGAGAAAAAAGGUGCGUUGACAAUGAACGAGCAGGAGGGCGGGGUGGUCUCCUUUGACGAGUAUGUGCGGCAGAAGGCCCGCACUGUGCCCCAGCACAGGAUGAAGGAAUUCCUGGACUCUCUCACCAAGGGCCCGGAGGUGCUGCAGGAGUUCACCCAGCAGGGAGACGCCGCCACCACCACCGUGUACCACCAGCAAGGUGCCAACUGUGUCUAUGCAGACAGCACAGAGGUGGCCGGGUCCCUCCUGGAGCUGGCCUGUCCAGUGCAGGUGACCUCAACAGAGAUUUCCCCCCAAAUGCAUCAAGGGUCUGAACAGCAGCUUCAAGUGCAAGUUCAAAUUCAGGAACAGCAGGGCCAUACAGUUGGUCAGGUUUUUCAGGUGACCUCCCCUUCUCAGCAGGACCUGCAGGGAAUCUCAACAGCACAACUGGUGCAGCAGGGAGAGCUCACAGAGGAGCAGCAACAGCAGAUUCAGGCUCAGUUAGUUGCAGCUGUUACUGGUGGUCAGCAGAUCCAGUUGUCAAGUGGUGAACAAAUCCAGUUCCAGGGAACGCAGCAUAUUCAACUACCAGGAGGACAGCAAAUUCAACUACAAGCUGGCCAACAGAUUCAGCUGCAAAGUGGUCAGCAGAUCCAGAUCCAGACCAUAGAGGCCAUGUCUCCCUCUCUGCAACAAGAGUCUCCCAGGGAGGUUGAGAAAAGGCCCGGCACCGUUGCCACUGUUCUCCAACCGGCUAAAAAGCGCAAAGUGGAUGUUCCCCUAACUGUUUCCUAUACCGUUCCACAAGGGCAGCAGAUGGCCACAGUUCUGGCAAUUCCUCAAGGCCAGCAGCAAAGUUAUGUGUCCCUGCGACCAGAUUUGCUCACUGUCGACAGUGCUCAGUUGUACAGCACUACAGGAACAAUCACAGGUCCCACAGGUGAGACCUGGACCAUCCCUGUGUACUCCACUCCACAGCAGCAGGGUGUAACUCACAUUGCGAUACCACAGGAAACGUAUAGUACAGUACAGGUUACUACUACAAAUGGCAAGGACAAAAUGUCCACCGCAUCAAGGUCUGCGGACGUGCUCCCAACCUCCACUACUACACAGGAAGAAAUAGUUCAGACCCUCUUCCCGGCACAGUUCAUGAAUGGAAAUAUUCACAUCCCUGUUGCCGUACAGACUGUAGGAGGGACUUACAACACCACGCAGUCCGUACACAUAUGGGACCCAAGUCAACAGCAGAGCCACGUUGAAGACGGACACCAGCACCUUCAUCUGCAGGGUCAGGUGGAGGCAGAGGCUGAUGCUGAACCACCAACAGAGAUUCUGGUUCCUAUCUCUCUGAAGCCAGAGGAGGGCCUGGAGGUGUGGCGCCUUUGGGCCAGUCGAAAAAAUUCUGACAUGAACAAGCAGGAAAAAACAAAACUAGCUCCCAUAGGACGUCGUCAGCCGCUUCGUUUUCAAGAAGAUUUGGUGUCUAGUGCUGUAGCUGAGCUAAACCUGGGCCUUGCCCUGAUGACACAGGAGGCACGAGGAUCAGAGGAAGAACAGUUUGGGCCUGAUGUUCUCUAUUAUGUGUUCUUGUGUAUACAGAAGUAUCUGUCUGAAAAUGGACGUGUGGAUGAUAUUUUCUCUGAUCCAUAUUACACACGUUUUUGUGAGAGUUUAUACAAAAUCCUGCAUGACUGGAAACCCAGCAUCCAUCCUUUAGGUUAUAUCAUUCCAAGUCAUGUGACAGAGGAGAUGCUGUGGGAAUGUAAACAGCUUGGUGCACAUUCACCAGCAACAUUACUCACAACGCUAAUGUAUUUCAACACUAAGCAUUUCCGUCUGAUAACGCCUGAGCAGCACAUGAAAGUAGCCUUCUCAAAGGUGUUGAGACACACGAGGAAGAACCCUGCUAAUGCCAAGGACAAAGCAACCAGUAUUCGCCUUCUCAAAGUACAAGGCCAUCACAACGCUGGACAAAAAGGAACAGAUGAGAUGUACGAAGAGCAGAUUGAAGAUCCCGAGAAUCCACUUCGUUGUCCGAUUAAACUUUAUGACUUUUACCUCUUCAAAUGUCCCCAAAGUGUCAAAGGCCGUAACGAUGCGUUCUACAUGACUCCAGAGCCUGUUGUGGCACCAAACAGUCCGAUGUGGUACUCGUCUCAGCCCCUCUCGAGUCAACAAGUGGAACAUGUACUGGCUCGGAUCAUUGUUGUCAGAGAGAUUCAGGAGAUCAUCGGCACCAGUCCAGAAAACUUGAGCUAAAACAAGAAAACAUACUGGACUCCAGAUUGUUGACUAUGCAGUACUGAUUCCAACUCUGGAAACCUCAAUGGCCAUCUAAUAAAGUGGGGUCGCUACCAAAUCAAUCAUUUUUGAGGAAAUUGACUGCACCCACUUCUUUCAGAACUUUUUUCUCAUCUUACUAUUUUUGAGCUGAUGGGGUGGACGCUUGUUUCCUGUGACCUCCUUCGGAAGACAUCAGCUCCAUGAACUUCUGAACCUGCAAGUGAACGAGGCUCAAGUCUCACUCCUGGGUCGUGGAUACUUCUAAGCAGAGAUGGUACAUUAUUUUGCAGGAGUCUUAUCAACAUGACACAAAGUUAUUCGGUCUUUAAUACCUGAUGCAUCUUCUGUUCAAGAUCUCACCAUGACGCAUUAAAGCUCACCAGAAAAUUAAA
Cololabis saira (Pacific saury) is the source of this 2956-nucleotide messenger RNA. RefSeq names its product transcriptional regulator QRICH1-like. The record is from RefSeq and is a predicted model, not a curated record. The transcript has 12 exons. NCBI's taxonomy places the organism in Eukaryota, Metazoa, Chordata, Actinopteri, Beloniformes, Belonidae. Bases 321 to 2540 code for a protein of 739 amino acids.